UGGCCAGGAGCAGAGAUUUGAAUUUGAUGCAAGCUGCUAUGGGAGUCCAGUGCAACCAGACAAAGAGAAGAGUGGCGUGCGCCCUCUUCAGCUCAUUAAAGACCAUUCCUGCCGCAACAUUCUGUAUCAUCUGUAGAUGUUUGGUUGUGCAGGCUGAGAGUCCGGCCAAUAACACAUAGCAAUUUUUUAAGUCUAGACAGGACAAGAGCCUGGAUAACCCUGCUGAAAAAACCAGCAUCAAACCAGCAUGGACCAGCAUGGGAAUUAUGCUGGUCUAUGCUGGUUUAGCUGGUGGUCAUAGCAUACCAGCACCAAAACACAACAUAUGCUGGUAUGACCAGCAUGGGAUGCUGGUGCUAAUGCUGGUUUAGCUGGUGCUAAUGCUGGUUUGUUGCUGGUUUAGCUGGUGCUAAUGCUGGUGCUGAUGCUGGUUUGAUGCUGGUUUAGCUGGUGUUCACUAGCAAACCAGCACCAAAACACAACAUAUGCUGGUCUUGCUGGUAUGCUGGUUUUUUCAGCAGGGUAGGACUGGUGUAGCAGGCUCAGAUAGGAAAGGUCUAAUUGUCCUAGUGUAAAGGAUGAAUCUACAGGUGCGGGUGGUGGUGCAACAUUGUCCAUGAAGCAAAGUUGAUCAUCCAUUACCACUUACAGGUUUCUGGCUGUCCUGGAAGGCAUAAUGGUUGAAAAACCUAGUUGAAUGAAAAGGUUGUGAUGAAUCUUAGGGUAAGUCAAUAUUACAAGCUGUUCUCUCUUUGCCAGGUUUAGCCAAUGGGGUAAUGGUGAUAUGGUCAGCAGCCACAUAGUGAUGGGGACACUAUACUGUCAUAAAGCACUUUCCUUCAGAUGAGACGUUAAACCAAGGUCCUGACUCCCAGUGGUUGUUAAAUAUCCCAGGAUGUCUUUCGAAAAAGAGUAGGGAUGUAUCCUGGCCAAACUUGCCCAUUGGCCUACUAAUCAUCCCCUUGUAAACCAAUUGGCUAUAUCACUCUGUCUCCUCUCCACUAAUAAGCUGGUGUGUGGUGGGUGUUUUGGUGCAAUAUGGCUGCCGUCGCAUCAUCCAGGUGGUGGUGGUUUAGAAGAAUCCCCCCUUUCAUUUGCAAAGCGCUUUGAGUGCUGCAGAAAAGCGCUUAAUGUAACAAAUUAUUAAAAAAAUUAAAUAGCUGCAGAUGGUGAUCCUUCAUCCAGAUGAGUGGGAUGGCAUGCUGAGACAUGCUGAGAUGUGGGCAGAAAAUGUUGUAUCAUAAGGCUGGAUAUGAUUUGAUUGGCCAUCGCAUCAUUUUGACUUUAAAGUGCGCUUUUAGACUGCUGAUUGAAGCAGCCAGAUAGAGAUAUGCAUUGUAUAGUAUGCAGUUAGGCCUAUAAGGCAGUUUUUUCAUGACUGUUAUUACACACCACAGGGAUCUCAGUGGUGGGCACAGCCCAACAAUGCUGCCAUUUUCUUUUGUUAAGACAAUUGUUAGCAUUGGUUUAAAUUCACCUGGUUUCCAGGAAACACCCUACUUUAGAUGGUUAAAGGGAUGGGACUUGGAAAAGUUGUGGGAGGUAUUGUGUCUAUGUUUAGGUUUUUUUCAUUCCAGCUUGCAUGAAGGAAGCCGUUUGUGCAUUAUAAACAAAGAUGUGUGAAAGAACCUGUCAGUCAAACAGGUGAACUCUGGUUGUAACAGCCAAAGCAAUGAUGUCUUAUUUGGUUUUGAUGAAUCUCUUUCUAAUGUUCUCUUGGCUGAAGGAAGUGACAGAUGCCUCUCUGACAAAACCCAGCCUUCCGGAAUUCACGGCUCCAGGAGACAUCAUCAUCGGAGGGCUUUUUCCCAUCCAUGAGGCGGUGAAGGACAACAUGAACUUAUACAGCAUCUCACCACCCCAGCGUUCUAACUGCAGCGGAUUUUACACAAGAGGUCUAACUCGGGCCCUAGCUAUGAUUCAUGCUGUGGAAGUGGCAAACAGAUCCCCUAUGCUGACUGAUUUGAACAUUACUCUUGGAUACCGCAUUCAAGACACAUGUUAUGAUGUUACCACUGCACUUUGGGCCACCCAGGAUUUUACACGGUCAUCCUCAGCCUGUGAUGUAGCGCCAAACUCUUCUCUAGAUGCCAAACCCACCAUGGCAAUAAUUGGGGCCUCUUCCUCUGAAAUCUCCAUUGCAAUUGCCAGGGAACUUAACCUUCUACUAAUUCCACAGAUUAGUUCCUCAUCGACGGCCAUCAUUCUGAGUGACAAAAUUCGUUUUCCUGCUUUCAUGAGGACUGUCCCCAGUGAUGAGCACCAGACCAGGGCCAUGGUCAAACUGUUAAAGGACAGGAAAUGGAACUGGGUUGGAAUUAUUAUUACAGACGGAGACUACGGGCGUUCUGCUAUGGAAAGCUUUGUUGCCCAGGCCGCACAGGAGGGAAUUUGCGUUGCCUUCAAGCAAAUCCUACCCGACUCACUUGCGGAUAAACAAAAACUUAACACCUCGAUCAACCAGAUGGUGAACACCAUUGUCAAUAACCCUAAAGUUAAAGUGGUGGUCUCCUUUGCUAAAUCUUCUCAAAUGAAAGACUUAUUCAAGGGUUUGUAUGGUAAAGUUUUUGAUAGGAGGGUGUGGGUGGCCAGCGAUAACUGGUCGACUGCUACAAAUAUUCUUGAAGAAGUGAAUCUCACAGAUAUUGGAGAUGUACUUGGGUUUACCUUCAAGAGUGGGAAUGUAACAUCGAUCAAACAGUUCCUUAAGGAUUUACAGUUUGAGGAUGAAGAAAAUCUGAAUACAUUUCUAAAGGAGUAUUUAGAAAAUUUGGAUGUAGGAAAUAUUACAGUGGCGGUACAGAAACUCCUAGAAAAUACUUAUCCGGAGAUGGUCUUUAGCAUUCAGCUGGCUGUCAGUGUUGUUGCAAAAGCUGUGGCUGAACUAUGUGGGAAACGCCAAUGCAAGAAUUCAACAAAAAUCUAUCCAUGGCAGCUCCUUGAACAGAUGAAAAACAUCACUAUUGAGAUGGAGGGGGCAAAUUACAAGUUCAGUACAAGCGGCGACAUUGAUUUGGGAUAUGAUGUCAUCUUAUGGCAAGAAGAUGAAUUGAAUAAAACUGUCAAAAUUGCUGAAUACGAUAUAAUCACUGGCAAUUUCACCUAUAUACGCCAGAAUCUAAGUGUUUUUAAGAAUGUGAUAUCAAAAUGCUCAAACAGCUGUCAGCCAGGGGAGUUUAAGAAGACAGCCGAAGGUCAGCACACUUGUUGUUACGAAUGCAUCAAUUGCUCAGAAAACUAUUACUCCAACAACACAGAUAUGGUCCAGUGCUACUCAUGUGAAACAGACGAGUGGUCAGACUCUGGGAGCUUCAAAUGUUACCCCAAGACUUAUGUGUACUUUGAGUGGAAUAAUGGGUUAGCUAUAGUGCUCUUAACCUUGGCUGCUUUGGGCGUCUUGAUCUCUGCACUCUUCAUCUAUCAGAGGAACUCUCCUGUGGUAAAGGCAGCAGGUGGACCUCUCUGUCAUCUGAUCCUUGUUUCCCUUCUGGGAAGUUUCGUCAGCGUUGUCUUCUUUGUGGGUGAACCGUGCAACAUGACAUGUAAGGUGAGGCAGGUGGUCUUCGGCCUGAGUUUCACGCUCUGUGUCUCAUGCAUUUUGGUCAAGUCUUUGAAGAUCCUUCUGGCUUUUCAGAUGAACUUGGAGUUAAAGGAGCAUCUGACCAGUCUUUACAAGCCAUACAUGAUCAUUUGCAUCUGCACGGGGGUGCAGGUCAUCAUUUGCACCAUUUGGCUGAUCUUGCACAGCCCUUAUAAAGACAAGGUGUCUAACCCCAAAGUCAUUCUGAUAAAGUGUAACGAGGGAUCAGACGUGGCAUUUGGGGUCAUGCUGGCAUACAUCAUUUUAUUGGCGCUAGUGUGUUUCAGUUUCGCUUACAAAGGCAGGAAACUUCCGCAGAAAUACAACGAAGCAAAGUUCAUUACGUUCGGUAUGCUCAUUUAUCUCAUGGCCUGUGUUAUUUUUAUACCUGUGCACAUUACCACAAGUGGCAAAUACUUACCAGCUGUGGAGAUGGUGGUUAUUCUUAUAUCCAACUAUGGAAUAUUGAGCUGCCACUUCUUUCCGAAAUGUUACAUAAUCAUUUUUAAAAAAGAGCACAAUACCAGAGAUGCUUUUCUAAAGAACAUUAAUGAAUAUUGUACCAGAAGUGUUAAGAACAUAAAAAAGGGUUUGAGUGAAUCAGUCUAUACCAUAUCUAAUCCUCAACUUGUAGCUGCUGAGAAUGCACCUAAUGUUUCUGCACAAAAAUAAAAACAAACAGUGACUUAAAUGUAUGCCAGAAAUUAAAGAUUGGCAGUCCACCAUCAGAUUUAAGAUAUGAGAUAUUGGCAUCUUUAGAUCAAGAAAAGACUAUCAAUUCACAAUGAAGUUUUUGAAGCUGUAUUAAUUUAAAUCAUUCUUACCCUGCAUGUGAAAUCCAGGCUAAAGUCUCAUAAUCCAAAUAUGAGAUUAGAUAUCCAUCAGAUUUCACCUUUCAAUCUUUGACAUAGCUUUACUCAGUCAAUAUUAAAGAUAUAUUUUCUCAGAAUGUUCAUAUGUACGAAGAUUUAGUAAACAGCAUAUCACAAAAAUGAGUAUAAUAUAGUUUAUUACAGAGUAAUGUUUACAAAUGUGUAAAUAGUAAACAGAGUGCAUCUCUUUAUAUCGUCUUUAGAUCAAAAGAGAAAAGUAAUUUUACUCACUAGACGUUUUUAAAAUAUUUCUUGUACUGGCAGUCAGGAAUAAAAAAUUAGUUCACUAACAUAUAUAAAGUUCAACAGAAAAAUCUACAACAAAGAAAAUAUAAUGUUUCCCUCUUAGACCUCUGAUUCCUCUUUCCUUUGUGAGUUCAGGAUCAUAUGGGCGGGUAACACCUGAGCCACCGAAUGGCCCCAUUCAGGUUGCAGCAGCAUUUGAAAGGUUUUUUUUUUUUGAAAAUAUCAAGAUUUACAAACAAACAUGCCUGCAUAUAAUGUGUUUCUUCAGAAUAGGAUACAGAAAGAUAUAGCCUAAGGGAGCAACUAAUAAAUUAAUCUUCCCUGUUUGUCAUAAUUUGCCAUUGGUUGCAUAUUAUGCUUUUUCUUAUUAGAAAUGUGACCAUUUUCCUUUACAUCUCGUAAAUUUUUGGGAAUUUGAAAGACUAUAACAGUGGCGUAGCCUGAAUUUUUAUGUUGAUUGGCAUCUUAAAUGAGUGUGCCAAUCUAUAUUAAAUGUAGGAUAACGUCUGUAUUAAAUGUGCACAUUUUAAAGUGUUCGUGUGGACUGC
Messenger RNA from Paramisgurnus dabryanus, 5246 nucleotides. RefSeq names its product G-protein coupled receptor family C group 6 member A-like. Gene Ontology annotation, cellular component: plasma membrane. NCBI's taxonomy places the organism in Eukaryota, Metazoa, Chordata, Actinopteri, Cypriniformes, Cobitidae. Gene Ontology annotation, biological process: G protein-coupled receptor signaling pathway. The record is from RefSeq and is a predicted model, not a curated record. Gene Ontology annotation, molecular function: G protein-coupled receptor activity.